Molecule: messenger RNA, 2709 nt
Organism: Candidozyma auris
Lineage: Eukaryota; Fungi; Ascomycota; Pichiomycetes; Serinales; Metschnikowiaceae
Gene: SEC27
Product: coatomer subunit beta'
Exons: 1
Coding region: 1-2709 (902 amino acids)
Biological process (GO): retrograde vesicle-mediated transport, Golgi to endoplasmic reticulum; endoplasmic reticulum to Golgi vesicle-mediated transport; intra-Golgi vesicle-mediated transport
Cellular component (GO): COPI vesicle coat
Molecular function (GO): protein binding; structural molecule activity
Source: RefSeq, a predicted model, not a curated record
AUGAAGUUGGAGGUGACAAAACAGUUUUCUACUCGCUCGGAAAGAGUGAAGGGAAUUGAUUUUCACCCCUCAGAGCCGUGGAUUCUCACCACUUUGUACAAUGGUAAGAUCGAGAUUUGGUCCUACGCAACCAACACACUUAUAAAGCUGAUCCAGGUGACUGACUUGCCUGUCAGAGCGGGAAAGUUUAUUGCUAGGAAAAACUGGAUAGUGGUUGGUUCUGAUGACUUCCAUGUUCGUGUUUACAACUACAACACUGGUGAAAAGAUCACUCAAUUCGAAGCGCACCCAGACUACAUUAGAAGCAUUGCUGUGCAUCAGUCCUUGCCAUACAUUUUGACAUCUUCGGAUGAUCUUACUAUCAAAUUAUGGAAUUGGGACAAUAAUUGGCGCUUGGAGCAGACCUAUGAGGGCCAUCAACACUACAUCAUGAGCGUCAACUUCAACCCCAAGGACCCAAACACUUUUGCAUCUGCGUGCUUGGACAGAACCGUCAAAGUCUGGUCUUUGGGAUCUCCCACUCCCAACUACACCAUGGUGGCUCAUGACGAGAAAGGUGUCAAUUAUGUGGACUAUUAUCCUCAGGCAGACAAGCCAUAUCUUAUCACUGCAUCCGACGAUAAGACUGUCAAGGUUUGGGACUACCAGACCAAGUCUUGUGUUGCUGUCUUGGAAGGUCACUUGGCCAAUGUUUCGUUCGCAAUUUUCCACCCAGAAUUGCCUUUGAUCGUAUCUGGUUCCGAGGACGGUACAGUCAGAUUCUGGAACUCCAACACUUUUAAGCUUGAAAAAUCAGUGAAUUAUGGUUUGGAAAGAGUAUGGUGUGUGGGCAUCUUGCAAAAGUCGAACUUGAUCGCAGUUGGAUGUGACUCUGGAUACAUUGUUGUGAAGAUCGGUAACGAAGAGCCACUUUUCUCUAUGGACAACAAUGGUAAGCUUAUUUACGCUAAAAACUCAGAAGUCUUUUCAUCAGUUAUUAAGCCAAACUCAACAGACGGUUUGAAGGAUGGUGAGACAUUACCCCUUCAACAAAAGGAAUUGGGCACAGUUGAAAUCUACCCGCAGACUUUGGCACACUCUCCAAAUGGCAGAUAUGCUGCUGUCUGUGGUGAUGGUGAAUACCUUGUCUAUACUGCCUUGGCCUGGCGUUCAAAAGCUUUUGGAAAAGCUUUGGACUUUGUCUGGAAUACGCAUGACUUCUCCAAUGCAACCUCGUUUGCUGUCAGGGAAAGCAAAUUGUCUAUCAAGAUCUUCAAGAAUUUCCAAGAACACGUUGCAGUUGACCUUGUUUACGAAGCCGACAAGAUCAUCCCAGGUGCUUUGCUAGGCGUCAAGUCCACUGGUCUUUUAUGCUUCUACGAUUGGGAGACUGGCGCUUUGGUGAGAAGAAUAAAUCUUGCUCAAAACGAUGUCCAGGAUGUCGUUUGGUCUGACAAUGGCGAGAUGGUUGCUAUUUUAACAACGGCUGCUGCUACAGAGACGGGUGCUGGUACAAAUGCAACUAAGACCAGCAACGAAACAUACUUCCUCAGCUUUGAUCGUUCUGUGUAUGAAGAUUCAUUAACUGAUAAUACCUAUAGUCCUUCGGAGGGCGCAGAGGCCGCCUUUGAUGUUCUUUAUACAUUGCCAUCUUCAGAACAAAUUUUGUCGGGUAAGUUCAUUGGUGACGUAUUUGUCUACAGCACAGGAACGACCAAUAGACUUAACUAUUUUGUUGGCGGUGAGGUCAUAAACUUGAGUCAUUUCGACCGCAAGUACUAUGUUAUCGGUUACAAAGCUUCGGAUGGCAAGCUUUAUUUGAUCGACAAAGCUCUCAACGUGAUCUCAUGGUACUUGAACGCCAAGAUCUUGGAAUUACAGACAUUAGUUAUGCGUGGUGACCUCGAGCAGUAUGCCAAAGCAUUUAUUGAGGAUAAUAUUCCGGAUGUGUCCACCAUUUCACCUGAGGAUUUGUCUAGUGAUUACAAGGCUUACUUGACAGAUUUGACGAAGACUGAACUCAAUCAGCUAUCUAGAUUUUUUGAAAAGCUUGGUUAUUUGAAGUUAUCCUUCGAUUUGUCUCAGGACUUCGACUCAAAAUUCCAAAUAUCUUUAUCUACCGGCGACUUGAGCAAAGCAUACGAAUUAUUGGCGGAGAGUCAGCAGAAGAGUCCUCUGACCGCUUCAGCCAAUGUCAGUAAGUGGAGAAAGUUGGGUGACUUGGCCUUGCUGAAAUGGCAGGUUAAGCUUGCAGAAAACUGCUACUGGUUAGCCAAGGACUAUUCAUCGUUACUACUUUUGCUUUCUUCCUCUAAUAAUCAAAUGCUGUUGGCUCGCCUAGCCGAAGAGGCUGAAGCAUUGGGUAAGUAUAACAUCGCUUUUCAAGCUUGGUGGCUAAUUGGCAGCGUCGAUAGAUGUCUCAAUUUGUUGAUUAAAACAGAACGCUAUACAGAAGCUGCAUUUUUUGGUCGUACAUAUGGUGUUGGAGCGGAUAAGGUUAACGAGAUUGUGGACUUGUGGAAGAAGAAGCUAGAAUCAAACGGGAGGGCAAGAAUCAGUGAGCGCUUGAUCAAGAGUCUUUCAAAUCUUAGCAUUGGUGAAGCUCCUGCUCAAGACGCGUUGAUUGACCUCGAUGAGCAGACUGACGAGAAGUUGAUUGAUGCUGAUGAGGAACCAUCCACUCAGGAGAAGUCCGCGAAUGGUCCCGCUGGCGUUGAGAUCGAGGUAUAG